AUGCAAAAUGAUAUUCGUGACUCGGUGACCUCCCUUGCCCAGUCGCAUACAACGAUCAUGGCUGGCAAAAGUGUUAGCUUCCUCCCUUCUUCGACUCCGUUUUCUUAUGCAGUUCUCGGAUUAUCGGCAUUUCUUGGAAUUCCAUAUUCGUUCGAUCUGGAGCAAACCGAUGGUCUUGUCUUGACUGUGGAUGGUGUAAGCACUUCGAAUGCCGCGGACGCCCUGCAUCAACUGGCAGACAAUGUCGGACGUGCAGGGGACUCUGAAACUAGUACUAGAUUCCAUGAAAUUGCAACAUCUCUUCCGACUAAAACCGCAUUUGCGGAGCUCUCACCGAUUAUCGAUACUAUCGACGAUCAUCUGGCAUAUAGAACAUUUAUUAUAGGACAUGCAUUAACUGCUGCUGAUUGGGCAGUCUGGGGAGCACUUAGAGCGAGCAUCCAGGCUGUAGGCGUCUUGAAGCGUGGUGCCCAUCCACAUGUGCAGCGUUGGAUGAGUUACAUCGAAUCUCUUACUUCGACUCAACAGGCAUUGGCAGCAUUGACGGAAGUUAAAUCUAAAAAGGGCCAAGGAUCAAAGGCCGCCGCUUCGUUCUCUCUCGGUCUGCCUGAUGCUGUCAAAGGACAAGUGAUCACACGAUUCCCACCGGAGCCCAGUGGUUAUCUUCACAUCGGCCAUGCCAAAGCGGCUAUUCUCAACCAAUACUUUGCCAGGAUGUAUGAGGGAAAGCUGAUCGUUCGUUUUGACGAUACUAAUCCUUCGAAAGAGCGGUCUGAAUUCCAGGAAACUAUUCUCGAGGAUUUGAAACUCUUGGGAAUCGAGCCUGACAUCUUGACACAUACUUCUGAUUAUUUUGACAAACUCUACGAAUAUGGGGUGCAGAUGAUAAAGUCAGGAAAAGCCUACGCAGACGACACUGGCGUCGAGCAGAUGCGCGAGGAACGAACCAAUGGAAUCGCUUCCAAGCAUCGCGAUGAUCCUGUCGAGGAGAACUUGAAGCGCUUUGAGGAGAUGAAAUCCGGCAGUACUGAAGGCGCACGAUGGUGUAUCCGAGCUAAAAUUAGCGUCGACGACCCCAACAAGGCACUUCGUGAUCCAGUUAUUUAUCGAUGCAAUGCGACACCUCAUCAUAUUACUGGCGAUAAAUGGAAAAUUUACCCAACUUAUGAUUUUGCUUGCCCUAUCGUUGAUUCGAUCGAGGGAGUGACUCACGCGCUUCGUACCAACGAGUACCGCGACCGCAAUCCUCAGUAUGCAUGGAUGAUUGAAGCUCUCGGAUUGCGUAAGGUUAUCGUCUGGGACUUUAGCCGAAUUAAUUUCAUCUAUACCCUCUUGUCCAAGCGAAAGCUCCACUGGUUUGUGGAUGAGAAACUUGUUUCUGGUUGGGACGACCCGCGUUUCCCCACAGUUCGGGGUAUCCGACGCCGAGGUAUGACGGUAGAAGCACUUCGCCAGUUCAUGCUAGCCCAAGGACCGUCUCAGGCUCAGCUUAUGCUAGAGUGGGAUACAUUCUGGGCGCUGAACAAGAAAGUUAUCGAUCCAGUUGCCCCACGUCACUGGGCCAUUGCGAAAGAGGGCAUGGUGACUGCCACUAUAAACAGCGCUGUUGAGGAAGUUAAAGAGGUGCCUCUUCACAAGAAGAACCCGGACGUAGGCAACAAGAAGACAGUCUACUCAAAGAACGUGAUCAUGGAGAAGGAAGAUGCAGAUUCAUUCGAAGACAAGGAGGAGAUUACUCUUAUGGACUGGGGUAAUGCAAUUCUUAAAUCCAAAUCCGAUGGUGCAUUGGAGUUUGAUCUUCACCUUGAGGGUGAUUUUAAGAAGACCAAGAAAAAGGUUACCUGGUUAGCCCUCCCUACCCCUAAUCAAGCACUCGUCCAUGCUACGCUUCUCGAUUACGAUUACUUGAUCACCAAGAAGAAGCUAGACGAGGGAGACAACGUUGAAGAUUUCGUUACUCCUGUUACCGAGUUCCGCACGGAGUGUUGGGCCGACGCGAAUGUGCUCAACCUCAAGAAGGGCGACAUCAUGCAGUUCGAGCGCAAGGGCUACUAUAUCGUCGAUGGUGUUUACGAUGAUCCUGAAAGUCAAGUCAGCGGUGCGAAGCGCAUGGAGUUUGUCAAGAUACCAGAUGGUCGCGCGGCAGGGCUGGCAAGCAAGGCUGGUCCCGAGGCAGUAGACGCAUCAGCCAAACCAAAGAAGGAUAAAGCCUCCGGUGGAACUUUGGAAAGCCUGUACGCGGACAAGGGGCACCCUGAGGGUACCAAGGUAUAUCUAUCCGAGGGCAAGACCGGGUACGAGAUUCCGAUCACGACCAAGAUGUAUUCUGUAGACAAGGUUGGUGGAGAGGUAUCAGUAAGCCCCGAGGCAGAUACGAAGAUGUAUGCUGUCAAAAGUGUGUAUGAUAUGUCUUGA
This is a messenger RNA of Rhizoctonia solani, 2415 nucleotides long. Its product is annotated as glutamyl-tRNA synthetase. The transcript is spliced from 11 exons. Gene Ontology annotation, biological process: translation; glutamyl-tRNA aminoacylation. The record is from RefSeq and is a predicted model, not a curated record. The coding region runs from base 1 to 2415 and encodes 804 amino acids. Gene Ontology annotation, cellular component: methionyl glutamyl tRNA synthetase complex; cytosol; cytoplasm. NCBI's taxonomy places the organism in Eukaryota, Fungi, Basidiomycota, Agaricomycetes, Cantharellales, Ceratobasidiaceae. Gene Ontology annotation, molecular function: glutamate-tRNA ligase activity; ATP binding.